AUGGAGAACUGGCAGAAUGUUCGGCAUGAAUUGCGCGAUGUUUCACGUAAGUUUAUAUUGUUUUAGGCCGAAAAAGUCGCUAUUUUGUUUUCUAGUUGAUUUAAUUUUUUCUAAAACACAACUAAAAUACAUCUUUUUUUCUUUUUAAAUUGUAUGUUAAUUUUAGUUUUUAAACUCUAACUUUAAAAUAUUUUUUGUAGAUCUGGACGAAACGGAAGGUCUAAAACCCGAAGUUCUGCGACAAUGGUUCAUAAUUGCAGCAACCAGUUUAGAUAACAAUUUGAGGGUAAAAGUUGAGGAAGCUUUACAAAAGUUAAGCAGGAGUAAGUAGUUGUUCUUCUUUGAUGGAUUUUAUGUUUAGGACAUGAGACAGUGGUAUUGGUCUCUCAAUUGAUUCGGACAGAUAAUGAUAUGAAUGUUCAAGUGUUUGGAGCAACGUAUUUAGCUAAUAAUGUUGACAGUUUUGUUGAUAUUUUACUGGAGAGCGAUAACAUGGAAGAAAGUGUAAGAAAAAUUGGCUUAUGGGUGUUGUUGGCAUGGAUAACAUAUGCCAAAAACUUGUGUAUGUAUUAAAACUUAUUAUUUUUUCAGUUAGCAACGUUGAAGGACAUUCUGGGCUAUGGUUUAAGCACCAACGAUAUGCCCUCGAACAUCAGGGCUAUAUUGUUGAAUGGGUUUUUCUCUUUUUACUUUUAAGGUAAUGCCUGAUGUAUGGGAAAACGCAAUCGACGAAAUAUUGCUCAGUCAAACCAAUCCACGUAAUGUAUUGGAGUAAGUUGGUAAUAUGUAUAUUGUAGUAGGUAACUUUGUUUUAAAUAUUUUGUAAUUUAUCUUAUUUCACUUUUUUACUUGGGGAGUAAAUAUAGUUUACUUUUUUGCUUAUUUAGGGUGCUAUCGAAUGUCUACCGCAACAUUUCACAACUUCAUCAGUCGUUUUCGGUUAAGCGGAGUCGAUCGGACCAUAUAACUAAGUUCAACCAUCGUAUCAUGUCGUUUGUUUAUCAAGCAAUUCAAGAAUCAGAAGAUGAAAAGUUGUUUGAAUGUGCUGCAGAACUAAUAAAAAACUUUUGGACUUUAAAUGGAGUUGAAUUGGAUACAAUGUGGCCGAUUGUAGAAAUGUUGUUUGCUAGCGGAAAAGUUAAUUACAAGUAAGUAUAAGUAAACGUUGUAUGUAUAUAAAUAUCGUUGAUCUUGUUACUUUUUCUUCGUCUAAUAAACGCAUUUUCAGCACGGUCGUCCACCUAACAACUGGAAUUCGGUUAUUUUUACCUAAACAGCAUCCUAAACUAACCUCUCAAUUUACAACGUACCUCAUAGCUUUUUCCAGGGAAAAAUUGAUGCCAGUGAUGAAACGGUCUACUCAUGAAGCUCUAACGGAUGACAAAAUAAUUGAUAACAGUGAACCGAUGGAGUGUAAUGCUGAAAUUUGUGAUUUUUAUGGGUUUUUACUUUCAAACUUGGCCAAUGUUGCCUUUUCCAGACGCAGCGAAGGAGAAUCCUAUCCUCAGCUUGAUUUCAUUGUGGAGUGAGUGCUGAGGCUUCUGGUUUAUUUGAAUUUUGUUUAAAAAUUAUUUAAAAUGAUGUUUGAAUACAAAUUUUUGGUGGUCAUACGAGAGAUAGUUUUAUUUUGUUUUUUAGGAACAUCUUUAAUCACAUGGUCAAAUUAAGUAAUCUUGAAGGCAAACCCGGUUCUGUAGACCAAUUUUCCGAAGCAGCAGGAAUGUUUUACAACAGAAUGUACGAAGCUUUGACUAAUGUUAUUUAUAAUGUUGGUCCAGAACGAAGGAAAAAACUGGGUGCAGCUUUGGAGCCUGCUUUAUCACCUACAUUUGUCAAAAGUCGAGUUGGACCAGCCGAUAUCUACGAUGACGAAUUAGAAGCAAUAGAAAGAUAUAGGGAAUAUAUGGAAGAUUUGGUAUUGAUUAUGGACAUGUUGAGCGAUCAUAACAUAAUUUCGGUCAUGUUUGAUGAAUUGGCUAACGUUAGUAAUGAUAUUGGUGCUGAUGCUAGCGUUAGGAUAUCACGGUAAGUUGAAUUAUUAAUUUUUUACGUAAAAAUCAAUUUUUUGUAUAAAGCAUUAAGGGAAGUUGACAUUUUUUCGAAAUUUGAUGCUUUUUAUGACAUUUUUUCAUGUUCCUGUUCUAUUCAACCGUCCAAAUAUUUCUUUUUAGGAUCACAGUAAUAUACUUUUACCUCACUAGCUUAGAAUCCAUACCUACGGACAAACUCUUACCUCAAGCAAACGUUUUAAGCGACACGCUAAUCCUGAUCGGUAGUUUAGAUGUGUCAGAAGAUGAAAAAGGUUAUUGUUUAUGUUAUUUUUUGGCGUUUAUUAGCUCAUUGAUUGAGAAAGACGUAAACUACGCACCAGUGGUGGCAGAAUUCUUUGAGUUUUUACACCCUCACAUUAGAAGCUUCCUACGGUAUCCGAAGGCACAGAACUCGGCUUUGAAGCUUAUUUUUACUUACUCGAAACAUUGUCAAGUUAAAGAAGUGAGUUAGUAUUUUAAAAUCUAAAUUUAAAUCUAUUUAAACUUAAGUAUUAAUACUAAUUCUGACAUUUUUAGUUUGCCGUCAAAGACCUAUGUGAAGAUAUGGUACAUUAUGCAUCAACGAACCGAGAUCCAGCUAUUCAAAAAAUGGUAAUGGCGUCAUUGUUGAACUUUUUAUGCGUUGAACCCGCUGAACAAGAAUCAAAGGCCGAUCAAAUAGCCAUAUUCAUACUAGAGUUUAUUGAAUCACGUUGUGAACGAUGCGUACAGAUUAUGCAGGAAGUUACAGUUGCAACUCUUGGUGCAUUUAGAGACCAAAGUCAGAUUAUUGGGUUUUUGGGACAAAAUGCGAAUGCAAGUAAGGAGCAUUUUUUAAUUUAAUUUUUUGGAUUUUUUAAAUCGUUUCUUUUUGUAUUUUAACAAGACUUUUAGAAGCAAAAGAAGUGGCAACUCCGUUGGUUACGAUUUUGUGUGAUUACCUAAUCAAAUUGUUCCAGUUGAAUGUGCCAGAACCCGAUCUGGUUGUAGUAAGUUUAUUUUUUGUUCGAACAUUAUUUUAAUGUUACUUUAAUGUUUUUUAGUUUUCGAAUCCAGUGGGUGCAAUGGUGGACAUACAUUCCGUCCGAAAACUAGCCCAUUAUCAAGCGGACUACGCUUUCAGGUACCCUGAUGUUUAUAUGAGGGUGUACAAGGCUGCGUUAGAUGUAAGGGUUUUGGAAUUUAUUAAUACUACUGUAACAUUAUGUUAACAUAACUUUCUAAACUUCAGUUGGGACAAGAAUUUGUGGUUUUUGAAUUAAUUCCGCAUAUUUCGGAUCUGGUAGCACUUGUGUUUGACACGACAUUGGAGCAGCCGACAGUUGUAAAUGCAGAAGUCUCGGCACUGGAACUGUUUUGGUUUUUGUUGAAAAAGAAAUACGCGCUUUUCGAAAAAUAUGUGGAGAGUAGAUCUUCCGAAAGCCAACUUAAGGUACGUUGGGACAUGGUUAGGGAUGGAAAGAGGAUUCACAGGACGGGUUAUAAUCGCUUUUUUUAGAAUUUCUUACGAGCUCAAAUUGGACUAUCAUUAAAAACCUUUUUGUACAGCUACAGCGACGAAGCAAUUGGCAAAGGUCUGCGGGUACUACAGUUGUACGUUGCCCUUCCAGAAAAUGUGAAAGCGUUGAUGCCGGAGGGAUACUGUGCUAUGAUUAAACCGAUUUUUAAUCUGGUUUUUUCAACUUUCUUCAGUUGCGGCCAAACUUCGAUUGCUCAGCUUUUGGUAUUUUUGGCCGAAAAGGCUCCGGAUAAUUUUAGGUAAGUUUUUAUAGGCUUUUUUAAGCUAAAUAUAAAUUUUUGCAGUUUUGUGGCAUUUUUUGUCCGGAAGAUUUUUAAAAAUUUUUAUUUGGGUCGCACGUGGCCUUCUCGAGAAUAUCUAUAUUAUUUUUUAUUGUAGAAACACGAUCAACUCUCAAGAGCAACUACAACACAUUGACGAAAGGAAACUUCUCCUUGGCAAACCGUCAAAAUCCUUGUUUUUGAAAUACUUUUUGAAAUGGAAUGCAAAUUUCCUCAAAGGACUGCCUGUGAACUCUUAA
Bursaphelenchus okinawaensis is the source of this 4069-nucleotide messenger RNA. NCBI's taxonomy places the organism in Eukaryota, Metazoa, Nematoda, Chromadorea, Rhabditida, Aphelenchoididae. The record is from the annotation of a GenBank genome assembly.